Molecule: messenger RNA, 4346 nt
Organism: Suncus etruscus (white-toothed pygmy shrew)
Lineage: Eukaryota; Metazoa; Chordata; Mammalia; Eulipotyphla; Soricidae
Gene: POGZ
Product: pogo transposable element derived with ZNF domain
Exons: 18
Coding region: 203-4294 (1363 amino acids)
Biological process (GO): regulation of DNA-templated transcription
Molecular function (GO): RNA polymerase II cis-regulatory region sequence-specific DNA binding; DNA-binding transcription factor activity, RNA polymerase II-specific
Source: RefSeq, a predicted model, not a curated record
GUCUCGGGGAAGAGCGAAAAAAAGACGCACCCGGAAGCGGAGGGAGGGCACUUCCGGUCGCCCUGAGGGGAAGCGGCGCUCUCUCCCGCUCUCCCCCUCGGAGCCUCGGUGCAAGGUCCCUUUAAGGCGACGUCUCCUUCCGCGCGGGUCCGACGAGACGAGACGAGGCGGCGGCGGCGGCGACGGCGACGACCAUAACAGCAUGGCGGACACCGACCUGUUUAUGGAAUGUGAGGAGGAGGAGCUGGAGCCGUGGCAGAAGAUUAGUGAUGUCAUCGAGGAUUCUGUAGUUGAAGAUUAUAAUUCAGUGGAUAAAACAACUACAGCUGGCAAUUCUUUGGUCCAACAAGGUGGACAGCCUCUCAUCUUAACCCAGAAUCCAGCCCCAGGUCUGGGCACAAUGGUUACUCAGCCAGUAUUGAGGCCUGUCCAGGUCAUGCAAAAUGCCAACCACGUCACUAGUUCCCCUGUGGCCUCACAACCAAUAUUCAUCACCACGCAGGGAUUUCCUGUGAGAAAUGUGCGGCCUGUACAAAAUGCCGUGAAUCAGGUUGGGAUUGUGCUGAACGUACAGCAAGGCCAAACGGUUAGACCAAUUACACUAGUCCCAGCCCCAGGUACUCAGUUUGUUAAGCCGACAGUCGGAGUCCCACAAGUGUUCUCUCAGAUGACCCCGGUGAGGCCGGGCUCCACCAUGCCUGUGCGCCCCACCACCAACACCUUCACCACCGUCAUCCCGGCCACGCUCACCAUCCGAAGCACCGUCCCCCAGUCCCAGUCCCAGCAGACCAAGUCCACCCCCAGCACCUCCACUACCCCCACGGCCACACAGCCGACUUCCUUGGGGCAGCUGGCUGUCCCGCCUCCGGGCCAGUCCAACCAGACCCCAAAUCCCAAACUCGCUCCCUCCUUCCCCUCUCCGCCUGCAGUGAGCAUCGCCAGCUUUGUCACCGUGAAGCGACCUGGUGUUACAGGGGAAAACAGCAACGAAGUGGCCAAGCUGGUGAAUACCCUUAACACCAUUCCUUCCUUGGGCCAGAGUCCUGGGCCGAUGGUGGUAUCCAACAACAACUCUGCCCAUGGCUCUCAAAGAACCAGUGGACCCGAACCUCCCUUGAAAGUGACCUCUUCUGUCCCAGUGUUUGACCUUCAAGAUGGUGGACGGAAAAUAUGUCCUCGGUGUAAUGCUCAAUUCCGUGUCACUGAAGCUUUGAGAGGUCACAUGUGUUAUUGUUGCCCAGAAAUGGUUGAGUACCAGAAGAAAGGAAAGCCUCUGGAUUCCGAAUCUAGCGUUCCAUCCACAGCGAAGCCCCCAUCGCCUGAGAAAUCUGCUCCUGUGGCUUCCACACCUUCGUCUACUCCUAUUCCCGCUCUCUCCCCACCGACCAAAGUACCAGAGCCAAAUGAGAACGUGGGUGACACUGUCCAGACCAAGCUCAUCAUGCUAGUCGAUGACUUCUACUAUGGACGGGAUGGUGGCAAGGUGGCGCAGCUCACGAGCUUCCCUAAGGUCGCGACGUCGUUCCGAUGCCCACACUGUACCAAGAGACUGAAAAACAACAUUCGAUUCAUGAAUCACAUGAAACACCACGUAGAGCUCGAUCAGCAGAACGGUGAGGUGGAUGGUCAUACUAUCUGCCAACACUGUUACCGCCAGUUUUCCACUCCCUUCCAGCUCCAGUGCCACUUGGAAAAUGUUCAUAGUCCCUAUGAAUCAACUACCAAGUGCAAGAUCUGCGAGUGGGCAUUUGAAAGUGAGCCACUGUUUCUCCAACAUAUGAAGGACACUCAUAAACCUGGAGAGAUGCCUUAUGUCUGCCAGGUCUGUCAGUACCGCUCCUCGCUCUACUCUGAGGUCGACGUCCAUUUCCGGAUGAUUCAUGAAGAUACCCGGCAUCUCCUCUGCCCUUACUGUUUGAAGGUCUUCAAGAACGGAAAUGCAUUCCAGCAGCACUACAUGCGGCACCAGAAGAGGAAUGUUUAUCACUGCAACAAAUGCCGGCUGCAGUUUCUCUUUGCCAAGGACAAGAUCGAGCACAAGCUUCAGCACCAUAAAACCUUCCGCAAACCGAAGCAGCUAGAAGGCUUGAAGCCAGGCACUAAGGUGACGAUCCGGGCAUCCCGAGGGCAGCCACGGAAUGUCCCCGUCUCUUCCAACGAUGUACCUCCCAGCGCCCUGCAGGAGACGACACCCUUGGCCUCCUGCACAGACCCUCUGCCCGUCUUCCUCUACCCUCCCGUGCAGCGCACUGUCCAGAAGAGAGCCGUCCGGAAAAUGAGCGUCAUGGGCCGCCAAACCUGCCUGGAGUGCAGCUUCGAGAUCCCCGAUUUCCCCAACCAUUUCCCUACCUAUGUGCACUGCUCUCUGUGCCGCUACAGCACCUGCUGCUCUCGCGCCUACGCCAACCACAUGAUCAACAAUCAUGUCCCACGGAAGAGCCCCAAGUAUUUGGCUUUGUUUAGGAAUGCUGUAAGUGGAGUCAAGCUGGCAUGCACGUCCUGUCCCUUCAUUACUUUCAUGGGAGAUGCCAUGGCCAAACAUUUGGUAUUCAACCCCUCUCACCGCUCCAGCAGCAUCCUGCAACGUGGACUGACUUGGAUGUCUCACUCAAGGCACGGCCAGACUCAAGACCACCGAGUACACGACCGGAACUUGAAGAAUAUGUCCCCCCCUCCUCCCUUGCCCUCUAACAAUGCUGCCACUGUGAAAUCUGCGGGGACCACCCCCCCAGCCGAGCCUGAGCCCGAAGAGCUCCCCGCUCGCACGGCUCAGACACUCCCGUCACCAGCCUCGACGACAACCCCUCCCCUGACUCCAACGCCUGCCUCUGCGCCCCCUUCAGCCCUCCCGCCCUCGGCCGCAGAGGAGGUGCCCUGUCUGAACGUGGAGGAGGAGAGCCCCAUUGCCCAGGAAGCUGAGCCAGCCUCGGGCGGUGGGAGCGGCGUCGGCGUCGGCAAGAAGGAGCAGCUGUCCGUGAAGAAGCUCCGCGUGGUGCUCUUCGCCCUGUGCUGCAACACCGAGCAGGCCGCCGAACACUUCCGAAACCCCCAGCGGCGAAUCCGGCGCUGGCUGCGGCGCUUCCAGGCCUCCCAGGGCGAGAGCCUCGAGGGCAAGUACCUGAGCCUGGAGGCGGAAGAGAAGCUGGCCGAGUGGGUGCUGACCCAGCGGGAGCAGCAGCUGCCCGUCAACGAGGAGACCUUGUUCCAGAAGGCCACCAAAAUAGGUCGGUCCCUGGAAGGGGGCUUUAAGAUCUCCUACGAGUGGGCGGUGCGCUUCAUGCUGCGGCACCACCUCGCGCCCCACGCCCGGCGCGCUGUGGCCCACACCCUCCCCAAGGACGUGGCCGACAACGCGGAACUCUUCAUUGAGUUUGUCCAGCGGCAGAUUCACAACCAGGACUUGGCCCUGUCCAUGAUCGUGGCCGUGGACGAGAUCUCCUUGUUCCUGGACACGGAAGUGCUGAGCAGCGACGACCGUAAAGAGAACGCCCUACAGACAGUCGGCACAGGGGAGCCCUGGUGUGACGUGGUGCUGGCCAUUCUGGCAGAUGGCGCCGUGCUGCCCACGCUGGUUCUCUGCCGCGGACAAAUGGAGAGGCCCACCGACAUGCCGGAGUCCAUCUUGCUGGAGGCCAAGGAGACUGGCUACAGCGACGACGAGAUCAUGGAGCUGUGGUCCAGCCGAGUGUGGCGGAAGCACACCGCGUGCAGGCGGAGCAAAGGCAUGCUCGUGAUGGACUGUCACCGUGCCCACAUGUCGGAGGAGGUGCUGGCCCUUCUCAGCGCCUCGAGCACUUUGCCCGCGGUGGUGCCGGCGGGCUGUAGCUCCAAGAUCCAGCCCCUGGACGUCUGUAUCAAACGGACUGUCAAGAACUUCCUGCACAAAAAGUGGAAAGAACAGGCUCGGGCCAUGGCAGACACGACCUGCGAUGCCAGCCUCCUGCUGCAGCUAGUGCUGACCUGGCUGGCCGAGGUCCUGGGCGUCAUCCGGGACUGUCCGGAGCUGGUCCAGCGGUCUUUCCUCGUGGCCAGCGUGCUGCCCGGUCCCGACGGCAACGUCAGCUCGCCUUCCAGAAAUGCCGACAUGCAGGAGGAGCUCAUUUCCUCCCUGGAAGAGCAACUGAAGCUCAGCGGGGAACAGUCCGAGGAAGCCUCCGCGUCCACACCUCGCCGCAGGUCCUCUCCCGAAGAGGCGCUCGAGCCCGAGAGCCUGCACCAGCUCUUCGAGGGGGAAAGCGAGACCGAGUCGUUCUAUGGCUUCGACGAGGCCGACCUGGCGCCGAUGGAGAUUUGAGCGGCCCAGCUCGGAAGGGUCGGAAUGGGGGUGGGGAAGUACAAGAGGAGGG